AUGAAAUAAAAAAAUAAUCUAAUCCCUGGAUUUGAGGCAAAUUUGUUAUCUGAAUAGAGUGAAUUGAAUUUGUUAAGUGCAAAAGUAAACAGUAGCAAAUCAAUUUUUCCAAGAACAUCCCCAUUUUAAGCUGAUUAUUAUCUUUAACCUACAAAUGAGAAGAAGCAGUUCAAUUAUGAAAGGAAAAAUGAUUAUGUUAGGAAAUUUGCAAAUAAUAUGAUGGAUUAAAUACAGAAAGUGAAAAAAAUAAAAAAUUUUCAUUUGUCUCUAAUAGGAGAUUAUGGGUCUUCGGAUGAAUUUAUUUUAAAAAGAAAGUCAUCCACAUUUUCUCCACUAAAUUAAUAACAUUUAAGAUUUUUUAUAAGUCUCUAAUAAAUAUUAAAGAAUAAGCUAGAAAAGUUACCAUUAAUACAUCCUGGUUAAUACAUGAAAGUGAUAUGGGAUAUUGUAGCUGUUGUUGCAAGAUUAUAUUUUUUGUAUAUAAUCCCUAUAGAUUUAGCUUGGAUUCAUUAAUAAUUUAUAUUCCAUGAUUUUAAAUACAUCUCAAUACUAUUUCUGCUUAUUUUAAUUUUUGAUUUGUUAAUAAGUUUAAAUACUGUGUAUUUCUAAAACGGAGAGGCUGUAACAUCAAGAGUCAAAAUAGUGAAACACAGUUUAUUUAAUACUUAUGGAUUAUAGUGGUUAUCAGUGCUUUAAUUAUUAAUUUAUUUUAUAAUUGACAGAUUUAUCCAUAUAUCACUAGAUAUUGAAAAUAAUUUAAUAAAUAUAGGUUUGCUGAUAUUUUUAGUUCAUCACAAAACAAUAAUAAAUUAUGCAACAAAUUAUGAAGAUGGAUUGAAUAUCUCUAAAAAGGCAUCAUCUAUAUUUGCUUUAUUUAAAUUGAUAGCUUUUUUAUUUUAUGUGAUUCAUUUAUUUUCUUGCUUUUGGUUUUGGGUAAACGAUAUUAAAUAAUUUAGGUUGGGAAAUAUAGUAUUGAUAAUUAUGAUGGACAGAGUUGGAUUAUGUCAACUAAUAUGUUUGAAUAACAUUGGAACACAUAAUAUCUAUAAUCAUUUUAUUAUACAGCAGUAACAAUCUUUACAGUUGGAUAUGGAGAUGUGACUCCAUAAUCUAAUAUUGAGAAGAUAGUGACAAUUAUUCUAAUAAUGAUUUCAAGCAUUUAAUUACCUUUUAGUGUAAAUACAGUUGGAAAUAUAAUCACUGAAAUGUCAGCCUUUUCAGAGGAAAGAAAAAGAAAGCUAAGAAUCAUCAAUUCUUAUAUGAAUAAGAGUUCAAUGUCUACAGGUUUAUAAAUGUAGAUCAGAUAGUAUCUCACAUAUUAUUGGGAAAAUAUAGUCAUAUCAUAAUCUGAAGAAGAGAAAGAGAUAAUCGAUAGUUUAUCUGAGUUUUUGAGACAAUAAUUAAUUAGUGAAGCUCAUUAGAAAAUAUUUGAUUAGUGCACAUUAUUUAAGAUACCUUUUAGUGAAUAGUUUAAACGAUAACUAAUUAAGGAAGUUGAAGAAGUACUUCUAACUCCAGAAUAAGAUUUGAAAUCACCAAAUGAUAUCUUAUUGUAUUAUAUAGAGGAUGGUCAAAUAUAAAUUUGUUUGUAAUAAGGUAGAAAAAUUAAUUUAGGAAUUGUUAAUAAAGGAGCAUCAAUUGGAAUUAAAAAUUUUAUUAUGGGCAUUGAACCUUUAGAAACUUAUAAAAGUCUUGGAUUUACUAAGGCUAUGAUUUUAAAAAGAAAGAAUUUUCUUAAAAUUUUACAAGAGCAUCCAGAUGAUUAAGAAUUAUUUUUUUCUAUUAGAGAUAAAAUGAUAUUUUACAAAGAUUAUUAAUAUUUUACUGUAUCUUGUUUUUCAUGUGGAAAGGAUUCUCACAAAUUAAUUGAAUGCCCAUUAAUUAUUUAUGUUCCAAAUAAGGAAUUUAUCAUUAAAAAAUACCUAUAUCCCUAAACAUAAUCUAGAAAACCAUAUGUAAGAACUUAAAAAAAACUAAAAGCAUUAAUUUCAGAUAAAAAAAAACUUGAAUAAUCAGCUUUAUUAAUAUAAAAAGACGAUCCACUUUUAUUAUAAUUAUACAAAUUUGAUCAUAUACAUAAUAUUGAUGAAGAACAUUAACAAAGGCAAAAUAUAAGAUCAACAACUUCCUUUUAACAUAUUAAUAAUAAUAUUACCUAAAUCAAAAGAGAUAGAUAUUUUUCACUCUAAGAUCAAAAUUAAAGAUUGAUUUAAAAAAAAUUUUAGCGUCUUGUUAAUAAAGUAAUAUCAAUAAAUAAAGUUUAUCCUCAUUUUUUAAUUUAAACAUAUGUUCAAUAUGAGAAAUUGAUUGAACAAAGAUAAAGUAACUUGACCUUAAAAAUUUUGGAAUAAAGAUGCAAAAAUAUAUGUUAAUUUGAUAGCAAACAGUUUAAAAAAUAUUUUAGCGAUAUGUUGCUGAUUAUAUAAAAACUAUCAAAUAAAUAAUAUAUUGAUGACUUAGAUUUUGAAAGUCCUAAAUCAUAUAAGUUUUAUUUUAGAAAAGAUAACUUUUCAGUAGUCAAAGAGAAAAGUUUUCUUCAAAAUUUAAAUAUAUUAAAAAAAUUUAUUUAAUAUGUUUAAUACCCAGGGGAUUUAAUAAAAUAGUUUAACCUAACUUAGAUUGGAUAUUUCCUUUUAAUGAAUAAAAGAAAACCAGUAAUAUGUUUUUCAGCAGACUAUGUUAAAAAAUGA
Molecule: messenger RNA, 2690 nt
Organism: Paramecium sonneborni
Lineage: Eukaryota; Ciliophora; Oligohymenophorea; Peniculida; Parameciidae
Source: the annotation of a GenBank genome assembly